CGUCAUACACACAAUUAGCACACCCCACGGGCAAGUACAGAGGAUCGUGGUAUUCAAGAAAAAUGGCGUCCAGGCGAUGGUUGAGUUCGAGAGUGUGGAGUCGGCGACGCGAGCGAAAGAGGCGCUUCACGGCUGCGACAUAUACUCUGGAUGCUGCACGCUCAAAAUUGAAUUCGCAAAGCCCGAGAGAUUGAACGUAUUCAAAAAUGACCAAGACAGUUGGGAUUAUACAGUGCCAGACGACGUGCAGCAGCCAGUGCAGAGGUCAGCUCCUCUGCUGCAGUCGCCACAGUACACCGGCGGCAGGCCCCAGCCUUACAAUUUAGUUCGAGUCUUCGAUUGUGAGAAUUUUGAUCCGACAAGCCAACCGGUGACUACUACCAGGUCGUGCAGCGAAGACUCUUGCAGCCAACACAGUCAGCAUUCAUGUGACCAAUCGCAGAACGACAUGGACUACGGUAGCGGUGGACCCCCACCGCCGGGCAUGAUGAAAGAGAGACACGGUCCGCCGCCCCCACAUCACCCUCGCGACGGUCGCGGUUACGGCCCAGAGGGUUACGGCGGAGAGGGGUUCGUGCCGCCGCCCCCUAUGCACCACCCCCCCAUGCCCCCACAAAACCAGGGCGGGCCGCCUCAGCAGGGUGCGGUGAUGAUGGUGUAUGGGCUGGACCCCAGCACCGUCAACUCCGACCGGCUGUUCAACCUGUGCUGUUUAUACGGGAAUGUUGUUAGGAUAAAGUUUCUGAAGACCAAAGAAGGCACAGCGAUGGUGCAGAUGGGCGACCCGGUAUCCGUGGAGCGAUGCGUGCAGAACCUUAACAAUGUCACCGUUGGCGAUUACACGUUGACCCUUGCGUUCUCAAAGCAAGCGUACCUAUCAGAGGUGAUGAACCCGUACCCCCUAGCAGACAAGAGUCCCUCGUUCAAGGACUACGUCGGGAACAAGAACAACCGCUUCCUCACGCCCGCCUCCAUACACAAGAACAGGAUACAGCCCCCUUCGAAGGUGCUGCAUUUCUUCAACACGCCGCCUGACGUGUCGGACGACCAGCUGCUCCAAGUGUUCAAGGACUACGGGGUUUCGCCGCCGCAUACCAUCUCUAAGUUCCCACUCAAGAGCGAGAGAUCAUCGUCGGGCCUGAUGGAGUUCCAGAAUAUAUCGCAAUCGGUGAUGGCCAUCAUGGCGUGCAAUCACGCCACCAUACAACACCCAGGCGCCAAGUUUCCCUUCAUAAUGAAGCUGUGCUUCUCUUCAUCGCGGCAGAUCGGCCAAGGGAAGGGCCAAGGCAAGAGCCCAGGCCCUACCGGACAGAACAACGGCGUUGAUCACGAAUACUACUAACGGCGACGAGCGGCGCACACACACAAACACAUAUCAAGAAGGACGGCAACACACUGACACACACAGCCACACCACGACUGCGGGGGGAGGGGGUUGCCAUUGCACGACACGAAAAAUCUACCCUGCCUUUAAAAACGAUUCCUUAGACACGCUUUCGCGUCCUAUUUAAAAAAAAGACAAAUGUCACUGGAGUCGCGCCAAUUUAAUCCCGGGCAGAUUUUUCGCAAUGACAACGUCUUAAUAAUUCCUUAUAUUUACAUUUUUGUGAUUUAGAUCACUUCUAUAAAGACAUUAACAGUUAGUUUUUUUAAUAUAUGAAUAGACACAGUAACAUUUUUUUUCAUUAUUAUAUUUUAUAACACAUAUUACAUUUCCAUAUUAUUAUUUUUCUUUUUUUUUUUGUUCUUUUUUGUUGUUACAGGGCCUCGCCCUAUUGGAUGCGUUGUGCAUUUUCUUUAUUAAAUCUAGCGGCUUAGAUAGCUUUUAAGUGAUAUUCCCAUUUUAUUUGUGUAAUAUUAGAAUUUAUUAGUUAUUCGUUCCCAGUGCCAUUUUCAAACACUCUACGAUGUAUAUUUUAUGGCUUACGCAAUUUUCGACUUUAUCUCUAGGAAAAAAGAGUUUAGUUUCAAUAGAGUUUUGAGGAUGGUACUGCAAUUUCCCAUUUUAGUGAGUUAUAGUGAUUGAUAUUAAUUUGUGAGUUUGUUUAAGACAAUUGUUAUAAUAUUUCGGUUUGUAUUCCCUUUUUGUGCGUUCGUCGACUGAAAAUGACUUUCGACGCACGAGUUAUAAUUUUGAAAAUUUGGUUGUUUUGUAAACUUGACAGUUGUGAAAUAUGUACAAGAAAUAAAGAUACUGUGGUAUAAGGUAGACACAUUUGAGUUUCAUUUUGAUUUCAGUCUUAGCACCGAGCUUAGUGUGCAUGUUUCUUUUUUAUUUUUGCAUGAUUUCAAAAACUUGAAAAGUAGUAGUCAUCGAUUCUUUUGACCAUUUUUAAUAAACUGUGUAAGAACCAAAAAAAUAUCUAAAUGUAAGAAAUAGUUUAGCACUCUUUAGGAUAGUAGUAAGCGUCAUUGCAAUGUCAAUUAUAUUCGAUUAGUGAAAAAAUAUGACAGUAUGGAUUUUCUAUAAAUUUUUCUUAAAUAUAAAAAAAAACAAAUUUAGCGACUACUCGAAAAUGAGUGAAAAGCCUGCACAAGGAUAAUUUAGAAUUAGGUCCAGGUCAAUAAAUGUGAAACACCAUGAUUGCGCUAUUAUCUAUUUAUAUAUUUUGUUCUCGUGUCUAAGAUUAAUGUUUGUAUCGUGUGAUUCUUGUGGUAGAUCGUCUAUAUUACUGUUUAUGGAAUGGCGCUCGGUCCAAGGCCCUUAGGUGAACGAUCUCUCUCUAAACUACCUACAUUGUACUUCAAUCACUGACACAGACACUAAAAUACUAAAUGUACAGUGAAAAACUAAGAACCGUUCUUCAAACAUUGACACGUCAAAAGUCAGCCAAUCACAGCAAGCAGAAAGAGUCAAAUUAUACUUUACAACUGUCAAAAUACAGUCCUGCCAACAUAAAAAUUAAAAAUUUAAUUCCCAAAAAGUACUAAUGUUGUUGUAUCGAAAAGACUAGUGUAAUGAAAAAUAUUUUGAUAGAUGUUUGAAGAACUGGGUCUAAAUAGAAAAAGACAUUACUUCAUGACAUAAACAGUGAGUAGUCACCAAUUAAAUAGUUCCAUAAAUAGCUGAUUUAAAAUUAUUAACAUUAAAAUUCAAUGUUAUCAGGUAAAUAGAAGCAUAUCUUUUUCUCUAGAACUAUUUUCGAAUGAAAAAUAAAUGUUUUAGUACUAGGACAUGGAUGUCGUGAUAGCUUACUUCUGUUUGUGUUAAAUGUACAGAGAUUAUAUUAUUAAUUGUUUUAAAUUCAACAAUAAUUUUAUCGUAGUUCAGCGUAGUAUUUAAAUUAUAAUAUUUUUUACGAACAGACAUUUUGACACUAAUUUACUCAUAGUACAUAACAUGUUAUUAGUUUGCAAAACUGGAAGAGUUUUUACUUUAUAAAAAAAAAAACUCAAGAUAUAACUUUCCAAUUUUGCAGGCUGAAAUCACAUACUACAACAAAAUAUUUGAAGCAUAGCUAAAAAGAUUAUCAAAAAUAACACAAGAAACAGCACUACAAUAACAAUAAACAUAAGAUGUAUUUUUUUAGUUCCAGUGUCCUUUAUUUCAAAGUAUUUUAGCUUACCUUUCAUUGGAUUUAGGUACUUGUAGUUACA
Messenger RNA from Ostrinia furnacalis (Asian corn borer), 3597 nucleotides. RefSeq names its product heterogeneous nuclear ribonucleoprotein L (gene sm). The transcript is spliced from 15 exons. The record is from RefSeq and is a predicted model, not a curated record. Gene Ontology annotation, molecular function: RNA binding. NCBI's taxonomy places the organism in Eukaryota, Metazoa, Arthropoda, Insecta, Lepidoptera, Crambidae. The coding region runs from base 77 to 1342 and encodes 421 amino acids.